CCUCUCGAUCCAUUCACACUCCACACAAAUCAAAUGAGUCUAUCCGGCACCGAGUUGCUUCUUCUCUCCGUCGCAACAGCUUCUUCCGCUGCUGUCGCCGCUGCUCGCGUCACAGGAUCUAUCUCUGUCAUCCCUUGCGUUGCACGGACUCCCUCCGGCGCCGCUCUCGUCGUGUCUGCAGCGAUUCGUGAAACUCAUCUCAACUCAGUGGAAACUCGGUGGUUAUUGUUGAAUGGCGAAGCUUGAAGCGAAGCUCGGAAUGAUAGUUGACUCCGUUGGUAACUUCUUCUCCAACAAAGACCAGCUUCUCCACUAACCGAAUCAAAUCGAAUCAAACACUUUAUAUAUAGGGUUGCAUAGAUCUUCAAUCUUUUGAUCUAUUCGCACUCCACUAACCAGGAUGGUGCUGCUGUGACAGGGGCAUCAUUGAUUGCAGUGAAUGUCACUGGAAAUGCUAUUUAUGAUCCCAUAAGCUCAAUCGUAGUUGGCAACUUACUUGGCAUGGUAAAGAGGCUCAGAUCCUUGUCGCCCUGGUGUCAAAGAAGAGUGGAACUAUGCACUAAAGCUGGUGUCAAGGUACGCAUGGUUACCGGAGACAACCUUCAAACAGCAAGGGCAAUAGCUUUGGAGUGUGGGAUACUUACUCCUAAUGACAAGCUUUUGCUUAUGCAAGCUCUACGUAAAGGAGGUAAAGUUGUUGCCGUCACAGGAGAUGGAACCAAUGAUGCCCCUGCACUUCACGAGGUUUGAUGUAAAGGGCUAUGUGACUGGGGUUUGGGAAUCUUGACUGGAAGAGGACACAUGAGGAGGCAGAAGCUUUGGGAAGGUGUCUAGGUAUGCAGUGCAACUUCUGUUUUGCUAAAACACAUGUAUAUCGUUUUAAAAAGAUUGGGCUCAUGCAUUUAUUUUAAUUCUUCUUCACAAUCUUGUAAAUCUGAAGCUAGUAGAUCUUAAUUAUUCAUCGCACCUAGUCGAGCUCCCAGAUUUCUCCAAGGCCCCAAAUCUUGAAGAAGUAAAUGUUUCCAACUGCAAGAGUCUGCAGUAAGUUCCCUAAUCUAUUUUAUCUUCUCAAAGGCUGGGUUAUCUCUUUCUAAAUGAUUGUAAUGAACUAAGAAGUUUCCAACACAACAUUCAUCAUCAAUCUCUUAAGACACUCUCCUUCUAUAGCUGUAUUGGUCUCAGAGAGUUCUCAUUGACACAGCUUAACCACAGCAAAGACAAAUUGGUGUUAUCAGCUCCGCUUGAACGGCUGAAACUGGAUUACUGUUCCAACCUUUCUCUGCUGCCAGACAAUAUAAGCAUGCUUUCAUCAUUGAAGGACUUAUCAAUGUGUCACAGCAGUGUGAGAAGCUUGCCCGAAAGCAUUAAGCAUCUGUCAUGGCUGAAAUACCUCAACUUGAGUAAUUGCGAGAGGCUUCAAUCUAUACCAGAGCUUCCAUCGUCCAUUUUGGGGUUAAUUGCUUUUAACUGAAACACAGCAGCUCCUAUUUUAGUUGAAUCACUUCAUAACCUUGUUCCUAGCAAGUGAUUCUCUUUUUCUUUUCAAAAUAAAAUACUUUUUUGUGAUGACUGAACUUUUGGAAAACAGGUCCGAUAUUGUCCGAACACUCCUCUAGUUCUCAAGGGCAUUACCUUAAGCAUUUAUGGAGGAGAAAAGAUUGGUGUUGUAGGCCAAACUGGAAGUGGAAAAUCAACUCUGAUUCAAGUUUUCUUCAGGCUUGUUGAACCUUCAGGAGGCAAAAUAAUUAUUGCUUCAUGAUCUUAGAUCUCGCUUUGGUAUCAUUCCUCAGGAGCCUGUCCUUUUCAAAGGAACUAUCAGAAGUAAUAUUGAUCCAACUGGACAGUACAUAGAUAAAGAUAUAUGGAAGGUAAAACACACACGGACACACCUUUAUUUCUGGUUUGGUUCUAUCCUUAUGUGGCCUAAAAUUCAUGUUAAACUAAGUUUCUAUAUUGUUGUAGAGUUUGGAAAGGUGUCAACUAAAAGAGGCAGUGUCUGCUAAGCCUGAAAAGUUUGACUCUUUAAGUACAUUUUUUUUUUGUGAAAACCAUUUUGCUUGAACUGCUUGAAAUUCAUCAUUUUACAUUUGUACUAAUGGGAAUAAUGCUCUUGUUCUUAACCUAUCAGUGGUAGAUAAUGGAGAGAAUUGGAGUGUGGGGCAGAGGCAGUUGCUUUGUUUGGGGUGGGUUAUGCUUAAGCAAAGCUGGCUCAUGUUUAUGGACGAAGCAUUCAAGUUGAGCACUUCAAGAAGUGCAUAAUAAUAAUCAAGAUGGGAAGCAUUCAAGUUGUUCAAAUCCAGCCUUUGUGUUCACUGCUAUGUUCAAAUCCAAUUCCCAUUCUUUGAAGAAGGGUAAUUCCUCUUGGAUCGUGAAUGUUGCAGAGUAUGAUAGUGCAUUACUUCUACUUCAACAACUGACACAUAAUUUGAUAAUACUUUUAACUUUAUUGUUCCAAUUCAUGUGAGUAAGUUAGUUUUAUAAAGUAAUUAGAUUAAUUUGAUGAAUGAAGUUGUAUGAGAGUGGAAUGAUGUAAAUGAUAUUCAUUAUAUGAUGUAAAUGAUAUUCAUUACUUCUGCUUCAACUUCUUUUAAUUAUAUGACGUAAAUGAAUUA
Molecule: messenger RNA, 2612 nt
Organism: Arachis duranensis
Lineage: Eukaryota; Viridiplantae; Streptophyta; Magnoliopsida; Fabales; Fabaceae
Product: calcium-transporting ATPase 9, plasma membrane-type-like
Exons: 5
Coding region: 502-750 (82 amino acids)
Cellular component (GO): membrane; intracellular membrane-bounded organelle
Molecular function (GO): ATP binding; P-type calcium transporter activity; ATP hydrolysis activity
Source: RefSeq, a predicted model, not a curated record